Adineta ricciae is the source of this 402-nucleotide messenger RNA. NCBI's taxonomy places the organism in Eukaryota, Metazoa, Rotifera, Eurotatoria, Adinetida, Adinetidae. The record is from the annotation of a GenBank genome assembly.
AUGAGUGCUGUACGAGUAUAUCACACAGCAUCGAUCUUAGAAAAUGGAACAGUAUUAGUUAUAGGUGGGUCUAAUAGUACUGCUACUCAUGAUAGUGUUGAAUUGUACGAUUCAUUAACUAACACUUGGAUUAGCAAAUCAAAUAUGAAAGUCCCAAGAGAAUAUCACACAGCAACUAUACUCACUAAUGGAUUUGUGUUAGUCACAGGUGGUUGGGAUAGGACAAGCAGUAAAAAUACUGCUGAAUUAUAUAAUCCAGUAACAAAUACGUGGCAACUAAUAGAAAGUAUGAGUAUAAAACGCAGUUAUCAUACGGCAUCCAUUCUGGUAAAUGGAACAAUAUUAAUCACAGGAGGAGAAUCUAAUGGAACUGACAUCAACUUUAGUUCUGAUUUAUAUUAA